AUCGGCUCAGAGCCGUCCCGAAUCCGGUCGGCCAUGAAGGGACCCUCUCGGACGGGCCGACAAGGUGUGGGGGAUAUCCAGUACCCUGUGCCGCUCUUUGUCCAUAACACCUUCAUCGAGGCCGAGACCGGGAGACCUGCCUCGCUGGAGGGCUUCUUUCACGAGCGCCAGGUCUUCUCCUGCCCGGGCAGCAGGAUCGACGAGGAUGACACCUCCGCCCCCAGGCGCAUGCCCUAUCAGCCCGGGGAGCAGCUCAUGCGCUCCGCCGCCUUGGACCCCUUGAAGGACGAGGUCGAGCCCAGCCCCGGAGCUCAGGCGAGCGUUCCCCGGGAGGAGGAGCGGUCCGAAUGCAGCACAGCCGAUACCGGCUCUUUUGCGCGGAACCUCUGUGCGGCGGCUCCCGAGCUGCCGGUGCUGCGGCUCGAGGCGGCGCUCAGCUCCGUGCCCUUGGAGAAGCUGGAGAACUACAGCAUGGGCGCUGCCGGGCACGAGGUGCGACAGUGCAGGCCCUGCGCGUUCUUCCACACCAAGGGCUGCUCCUCCGGACGGGACUGCGAGUUCUGCCACCUCUGCCCCAAGGGUGAGAAGCAAAGACGCCAGAAGGAGAAGCGUGCCUUCUUUGGCGCCAUGCGCUCCCUCCAGAAGAUCGCCGCAGAGUCUUGGCCCUUCCGCUCCAGCGAGCCUUCGGCCGCUUCCUCGCAAAUCGCCGAAGCGGAAGCGCCCGCGCCCCCCGCGCCGAGCGCGGGGGACGGUCUGGGGCCGUGAGGAAUGCGGAUGAUUCCUAUGCGAUCACUGGCUAGUGAUCGUGUUGCAUGUGCCGAUUGGGUCCAUCAAGAGGCCUACUCGACCCGAGGCAGUUUGAAGAAGCGUUCUUCAUCGCGGUGAGCAAAGGGAAACCAGUGG
Effrenium voratum is the source of this 903-nucleotide messenger RNA. Lineage: Eukaryota; Dinophyceae; Suessiales; Symbiodiniaceae. The record is from the annotation of a GenBank genome assembly.